UUCAUCUCCUCCCACAGAAACAUCAUUGGCUACAUGGCCAUGUCACAGUCCAGAAACUUCUCAUGAGAGGAAACUUUCUGACAGACAUUGGAAGAUCUGCAGUUUGAUUGAGUAGCUUCUCCUUGGACUCCAUCACAGGAAAAAUGAAGAGAUGCAGGAUUUUAGCAGCUUCGCUGGUGCUUUUCAUUGGCUUCUGCUUAAAACUGGGAACGUGCGCAGCAGCCCAGCCUGAGCUGAGAAUAACAACAAUAAAGCAAGAGCCUUACACCACUCCCAAAGGUGCACAGAUGGAAGGCUUCUGCAUGGACCUGCUAUCUGAAAUCGCCAAAAUGUUGGGCUUUAAAUACAAAGUCCACCUGGUGAAAGACGGUUCUUACGGCCGGCAAGAUGAGAGCGGUCACUGGAACGGCAUGAUUGGAGAGGUGAUGCGAGGGGAAGCCGACCUCGCCAUCGCUCCCCUCACUCUGACGGCGGCUCGAGAGCGAGUGGUGGGGAUGACUAAACCCUUCAUGCAGACGGGCAUCAGCAUCCUGCUGAGGCGGGAUAUUUCAGAAGAGUCUGGUUUGUUUGAGUUCCUGACCCCCUUCAGCGCGGAGACCUGGGUCGGCGUACUGGCCGCCUACCUGGGAACCGCCGCCUGCAUCUUUCUCGUCGCCAGACUCAGCCCCUGUGAGUGGAGUCAGCCAGAGAGCGAAGCAACCAAAUUCACCCUCCUCCACAGUUUGUGGUACACUGCUGGAGCUCUGGCCCUUCAAGGUGCUGGCCCUCACCCCAGAGCUUUGUCAGGACGUCUUGUCUGCGGCAGCUGGUGGUUAUUCACCAUCUUUCUCUUGGCUUGUUAUUUCUCCAAUCUGAGGUCCUCUAAAAGCUUGGAGUCCUCACAACUGCUGGUGAAAGGCUUUGAGGACUUGGCAAAUCAGGACAUGAUUGAGUACGGUUGCCUGACCGGCUCUUCAACGCUGGCUUUCUUCAAGAAUUCAAAUAACCCAGUGUACCGAAGAAUCUAUGAGCACAUGGAGAGAAGCAAGAGCUUUGUCUCCACAAUGGAUGAAGGGGUUCGACGUGCCAAAGAGGGCAACUACGCAUUUAUUGGAGAGUCUGUGUCCCUGGAUUUGGCUGUGGCCCGCUACUGUGAACUUGUCCGGGCACAUGAAGUCGUUGGCAUGAGGGGCUACAGUAUUGCCACCGCUCUGGGUUCUCCCCUGAUAAAGAACCUCAGUAUUGCCAUUCUGCAACUGAGCGAGGCGGGUGAACUAGCGUACCUGCGCAGCAAAUGGUGGGCGAGCAGCUGCGUCGCUGACAGGGCCAAGUCUUCAACCCCACAGCCGCAGAGCCUCAAAGGCGUGUUCCUGAUCCUCUCACUUGGUUUGGGACUGGGAGCUCUGGUGGCUGUUCUAGAGCUCUGGACCAAGAGUCGCACCAGUGCCGCAGGCCAGAGGAAAUCACACUGUAAAGUGCUGACUGAAGAACUCAGCCUGCGCUUCAGAGCCAACACUGAAGGGGCCCCUCAAGAGGUUGCAGACAAAGAAAAGGCCUAAAAUCACUAACAUUUGUAAAUCUUUAACAAAACAAGCAAUAACCUAGUCAUAUUUUUUCUCAAUUUAUUGUUAGGUAUUAAUUUAGCAUAGAAAAAUAACUUUAAAAUGCAUUUUAAAAGCACAUUUCAGAACAACAUAUUUUGACACCACAGUUGUUAUAGCAAACGGUUUACAAAAUAACAUUGAAUGAGCUAAACAGGAAAUGACUCACAACCUUGAAAGUUUGCCCUGAUUCUACUGCUGUUUUGUACAGUUGGCAAUGAUCCGAAUAUUCACAUUUGUAAACGUAUGAACUCCAGCUGGAUGCAGUUGACUGUAAACAUGACAGCAAACAUUAAAAGUCUU
This is a messenger RNA of Synchiropus splendidus (mandarinfish), 1883 nucleotides long. It is a transcript of the gene grik6, whose product is annotated as probable glutamate receptor. Bases 144 to 1538 code for a protein of 464 amino acids. The transcript has 10 exons. Gene Ontology annotation, molecular function: AMPA glutamate receptor activity; transmitter-gated monoatomic ion channel activity involved in regulation of postsynaptic membrane potential. NCBI's taxonomy places the organism in Eukaryota, Metazoa, Chordata, Actinopteri, Syngnathiformes, Callionymidae. Gene Ontology annotation, cellular component: postsynaptic membrane; AMPA glutamate receptor complex; dendritic spine. Gene Ontology annotation, biological process: monoatomic ion transport; modulation of chemical synaptic transmission; synaptic transmission, glutamatergic. The record is from RefSeq and is a predicted model, not a curated record.